This is a messenger RNA of Apodemus sylvaticus (European woodmouse), 1047 nucleotides long. RefSeq names its product solute carrier family 10 member 2 (gene Slc10a2). The transcript has 6 exons. Gene Ontology annotation, biological process: bile acid and bile salt transport. Gene Ontology annotation, cellular component: apical plasma membrane. Gene Ontology annotation, molecular function: bile acid:sodium symporter activity. Lineage: Eukaryota; Metazoa; Chordata; Mammalia; Rodentia; Muridae. The coding region runs from base 1 to 1047 and encodes 348 amino acids. The record is from RefSeq and is a predicted model, not a curated record.
AUGGAUAACUCCUCCGUCUGUUCCCCAAAUGCAACUAUCUGCACAGGUGAUUCCUGCCUAGUACGUGAGAGCGACUUCAAUGCAGUUCUCAAUACAGUGAUGAGCACUGUGCUCACCACCCUACUAGCCAUGGUGAUGUUUUCUAUGGGGUGCAAUGUGGAAAUCCACAAGUUCCUAGGACACAUAAAGCGGCCAUGGGGCAUCUGCGUGGGCUUCCUCUGUCAGUUUGGAAUCAUGCCUCUCACAGGCUUUAUCCUGUCUGUGGCCUCUGGCGUCCUUCCUGUACAGGCUGUGGUGGUAUUAAUUAUGGGUUGUUGCCCUGGAGGAACUGGCUCCAAUAUUCUGGCCUAUUGGAUAGAUGGCGACAUGGACCUCAGUGUUAGCAUGACCACUUGCUCCACACUGCUUGCCCUUGGAAUGAUGCCCCUUUGCCUGUUCAUCUAUACCAAGAUGUGGGUUGACUCAGGAACGAUUGUGAUUCCCUAUGAUAGCAUUGGCAUUUCUCUGGUUGCCCUUGUUAUUCCCGUUUCCAUUGGAAUGUUUGUAAAUCACAAGUGGCCCCAAAAAGCGAAGAUUAUACUUAAAAUUGGAUCCAUUGCAGGUGCAAUUCUCAUUGUACUCAUAGCUGUGGUUGGAGGAAUAUUGUACCAAAGUGCCUGGAUCAUUGAACCCAAACUGUGGAUUAUAGGAACGGUAUAUCCUAUAGCUGGCUACAGCCUGGGUUUCUUCCUGGCUAGACUAGCUGGUCAACCUUGGUACAGGUGCCGAACAGUUGCCUUGGAAACCGGAAUGCAGAACACUCAGCUAUGUUCCACCAUUGUACAGCUCUCCUUCUCCCCUGAGGAUCUCAACCUUGUGUUCACCUUCCCACUCAUCUAUACUGUUUUCCAGCUCGUCUUUGCAGCAAUAAUAUUAGGAAUUUAUGUCACAUACAAGAAAUGCUGUGGAAAAAAUGAUACUGAGUUUCUAGAGAAAACAGACAAUGAAAUGGACCCCAGGCCAUCAAUUCAAGAGACAAACAAGGGAUUUCAACCAGAUGAGAAGUAG